UUCAAUUCUCUCUCUAAAAACGUGUUUUACAAAUCAACAAUGAUCUCAUCGAUUCUUCUAUCUAUCACCGUCUCAAUGAUCAUCAUUCUCGCUUCAUCAAUUGCAGAAGCGAAAUCUUCAUCUGACAUCGAUUUGUCCUACAUGGAUCAACGAGAUGAUAGAUCAUGUACAAUCGGUAAUAUCCGGAAUCAAACCGCAUCCGGAAGACUAUUGAGAGCUGAAAUUCCUAUACUCCCGCCUUCCUUGCUCGAAUGUAAGAAAUGGAGCAAGGCGUGCGCCAAUGAGAUCAUGAGGAUCGCCAACGCUCCGGAGAACGUUCUAUGGAUGAAACAAAUUCGAAGACGUAUCCACGAGAAUCCGGAGUUAGCGUUUGAGGAAUUCGAGACUAGUCGAUUAGUUCGUCAAGAACUGGACCGGAUGGGGAUCAGUUACCGUUUUCCUCUUGCUACUACUGGUAUACGAGCAUCUAUAGGCACCGGAGGACCUCCUUUUGUCGCACUCAGAGCCGACAUGGAUGCCCUCCCUAUACAGGAAGCGGUUGAAUGGGAGCAUAAGAGUAAAGUCGCUGGCAAAAUGCACGCCUGUGGUCACGACGCACACACUACGAUGCUCCUCGGUGCGGCGAAGAUCCUCAAAGCUCGUGAACGUUAUCUAAAGGGCACAGUAGUAUUAUUGUUUCAGCCAGCUGAAGAAAAAGGUAACGGUGCCAAGAGAAUGAUCGAUGAUGGGGCAUUAGAGAAUGUGGAGGCGAUAUUUGCUCUUCAUGUAUCCCAUGAGCGAAAAACGGGUAUGAUUGGGUCUAGACCGGGCACAAUAUUGGCUGGUUGUGGGUUCUUCAGGGCUGUAAUUUCUGGGAAAGAUGAACGUUCAGAGUAUCCUAACCGCUCUAUUGAUGCUGUUCUAGCUGGUUCGGCUGCUGUAAUUAGCUUACAGGGCAUCGUGUCUCGUGAAACCAAUCCACUUGAUUCUCAGGUGGUAUCAGUGACUAUGUUCAAUGGAGGCAACAACGAUCUGAACAACAUCCCAGAUACAGUCAUAAUUGGAGGCACUUUCAGGGCAUUCUCAAACAUAUACGAACUUCGUAGGAGAAUCGAGGAGGUAAUCGUGGAACAAGCAAACGUGAUGAGAUGCAAGGCAAGCGUGGAGUUCUUCGAGAAAGAGUACACAAUAUACCCACCAAUGGUGAACAGCGAGCGUAUGUACGAACAAAUGAGAAAAGCGGCGGCAGAACUGAUUGGAGAGGAGAAGUUUGUGGUGGUUCCGCCUAUAUUAGGGGCGGAGGAUUUCUCGUUUUACUCGGAAGUAGUGGAGGCGGGAUUCUUCUAUGUUGGUGUAAGGAACGAAACAUUGGGGUCUGUACAUAGCGGGCAUUCGCCACAUUUCAUGAUCGAUGAAAAUGCUUUACCUAUUGGGGCUGCUGCUCACGCGACCCUUGCUGAAAGAUACUUUCAUCAAGAAUAAGGUAUUUUUGUACCUCUUUUGAGAAAGUAAAUGAAAAUAAAAAUAAAGGGGGUAUAAUAGGAAACAUAGUGCUAGUAAUGUCAUGUAUCCAGUACUAAUGUAAGUUAGGGCUUCUCUAUUUAUUUAUAUGUGUUUUCGGGAACACAUGUAAAAUUAAACUGUAUAGAGAUCAAUUUUUAGCUUGCCAUUGAAGUUCUAAACAUUUUACCAUUUGCAAGCAAAUUGUUACUUGGUUUUUGAGAUCUUUUAUCU
Molecule: messenger RNA, 1713 nt
Organism: Impatiens glandulifera
Lineage: Eukaryota; Viridiplantae; Streptophyta; Magnoliopsida; Ericales; Balsaminaceae
Product: IAA-amino acid hydrolase ILR1-like 6
Exons: 6
Coding region: 40-1461 (473 amino acids)
Biological process (GO): jasmonic acid metabolic process; auxin metabolic process
Cellular component (GO): endoplasmic reticulum
Molecular function (GO): IAA-Ala conjugate hydrolase activity
Source: RefSeq, a predicted model, not a curated record